AUGCUCCAGCCCUCACCAUCACAGACUGUGAAUGUACCACCAUCUCCUAUCAUCAUCAACCACACAGAGAUCAAGACUGUGGAAAAGUUUUGCUACCUGGGUAGUACCGUUACAAACAGCGGAUCUCUGGACACAGGUGAUGCAAAGGCAAGUGCGGACUUCGGCCGACUGUCAGAGUUACUGUGGCAAGACCACGGCAGACGUCUUUCCACCAAGAUUGCGGUAUACAGAGUUGUGGUCCUGAGUGCACUUCUCUACCGUAGCGAGACAUGGACCAUGUACCUCUGGCAUAUCCAGCAGCUGGAGCAGUUUCAUCAACGAUGUCUGCGGAAGAUCUGCAACAUCAACCUCCAGGUCCUGUAG
Molecule: messenger RNA, 363 nt
Organism: Penaeus chinensis
Lineage: Eukaryota; Metazoa; Arthropoda; Malacostraca; Decapoda; Penaeidae
Exons: 1
Coding region: 1-363 (120 amino acids)
Source: RefSeq, a predicted model, not a curated record